Molecule: messenger RNA, 801 nt
Organism: Rosa chinensis
Lineage: Eukaryota; Viridiplantae; Streptophyta; Magnoliopsida; Rosales; Rosaceae
Product: protein RDM1
Exons: 4
Coding region: 174-674 (166 amino acids)
Cellular component (GO): RNA polymerase V complex; nucleus
Source: RefSeq, a predicted model, not a curated record
UCGUGAAAUUUGACCCUUGUACAUCACCGCAGACAACAGACUUAUAUUCUCUUUCGGCGUUCACAGAAUCACAGAUUGGUGCCAAAAAUAAACGAUCAUGUGUUGAUAGAAAACCUUUGAAGUAGCUAAUUUAUUUCACUAAUGAUUUAUGUUGGGUUUACAGUCUGUAGACCAUGAAGAGGUCACAUCCAUCAAAUGACCAGGUUGAUGUUAUAUCAUCAGAUGACUCGUCUUCCUCAGAUGCAGAGAUGGAAGUCACUACUGAGUAUGUUAGCAAGCAGUUAACAUCUGAAGAUGCUCUGAUGAGAAGGGCAGAGAUGUAUCAGGAGUACAUGAAGCACGUCCCAAUCCCAACACACCGUGGCUCUGUUAUUCCGUUUACCUCAUGGAUGGGUUUAGGGAAAUCCAUUAAGCAGCUUUAUGGACAACCUUUGCAUUAUCUCACCAAUAUUCAGCUAAAACAGUGGGACCAAUUGAGGAUCGGCAGUGAAGACGAAUACAGGCCCUUGGAUGCCAUUAUUCAUCCCUGUAAAGCCGAAGCCACCAUCUGGCUCAUUGAAGAAGUUCACCGAAACACCUCAUCUCAUCAUCAUGUAGCCAAUCUGUGGCUAUCAGAUCCGAUGCACCAUGCUUUUGUUGAUUCCAUCUUUCCCCAAUUAGACAGCCGCUCGUGAAAGGGCGUAAGGCCUUUACUUUGUUAUAUUUGCUUGUUAACUUUUGUCAUGUAAAUUUUUGUUUGGCUAUAAUCAAACUCUUUCUUACAGUUCAAAUUGAAAUCAAACAUAUUUUGGUUUUCAUAAA